Molecule: messenger RNA, 1831 nt
Organism: Pseudonaja textilis
Lineage: Eukaryota; Metazoa; Chordata; Lepidosauria; Squamata; Elapidae
Gene: TFPI
Product: tissue factor pathway inhibitor
Biological process (GO): negative regulation of peptidase activity
Cellular component (GO): extracellular region
Molecular function (GO): serine-type endopeptidase inhibitor activity
Source: RefSeq, a predicted model, not a curated record
AGAAAGUGUUUUCCUGGAAGAGAAGUGCAAGAUAAUUUCAAAGGAAGAUCAUCAGCAUGCUUUGAACCGGAAGCUCUGCUUUUGAUCCUUGCCAGGAGAAUACCUUGGAAUCUCAAGGUUUUCUGCACAGCAUAAAGGAGCAACUUCAGAGCAGUCUGUUCAGAUCCUCCUCCCCCACCCCCCGCCAGCGUGUCUAUUGAAAAGUCUGGCAAUAAGAUCAGAUUUUGUUUCUCCCGUUGUCUUUUCUAUCCCCGUCCCCUCUACCCCACCCCAGGCCCUGCCUUCUGGAAGAAAGAAACAUCGAAGUCUUCCUGGAAUAUUGCGAUAACUUUGCGGACCUUUUUCAGCCCUGCAAGCAAUUUGGUGAAAAGAUGAGCGGAAGGAGGAUCAAUAUGUUUGUAACUGCCACCUUGUAUCUUCUCUUCCAAUUUGUCCUUUGCGAUGGGACUGGAGCUUCUGACAAUGAGGAAUAUGCAGAGAUUAUUGGUCUCAAUUCAUCCCCACUCAUACUAGGCAUGCCAAUCUGUGCCUUGAAAGCUGAUCCUGGUCCUUGCAAAGCCCUGCACACCCGCUAUCAUUUCAACAUCCAUACUGGUCACUGUGAACUUUUCAACUAUGGUGGAUGUCAAGGCAAUGAAAACAACUUUUUAACCCUAGACGAAUGUCAAGAAACGUGUAUCGUAAAAGAUGUGCCAGAGAAGACAAAGAAAUUAAGACUUAAGAAUGAAAAACCUUCCUUCUGCCUUUUGGAAAAUGACCCUGGUAUUUGCCGAGGAUUACUUUCCAGGUAUUUCUACAACAAAGAGUCACAGCAGUGUGAAAAAUUCCAAUAUGGAGGUUGCCUGGGAAACCAAAACAACUUUAAAUCUUUGCAAGAAUGCCAAAAUACCUGCCAUGACAGGGUCCCCUCAGCCAAUUCCCUAAAAAUAGAUGAUGAUCACAUGGUUUUUAGUACUAUUAGUAAUAAUAGUGCUCCACUUAUAAAGCAAGAGUUAUCCCUGCUCCCUUCUCUUUGUGUGAUGCCCAUGGACAGAGGUCUUUGCAAAGCAAAUGAGAAACGAUUCUUCUAUAAUCUAACUAUUGGAAGAUGCCGUCCAUUCAGCUACACUGGAUGUGGUGGGAAUGAAAAUAAUUUUACUUCUAGGAAGGCAUGUGUGAAGAUGUGUAAGAAAGGUUUCAUUUCAAAGAAGGGACAAAAAGGUGUCAUGAAAAUGAGUCGGAAAAGAAAGAAACAACUAGUCAAGCUGAUGGAUAGGGAAAUUGUUAUUGAAAGGAUUUAAGCACUAUAUAAUUAAACUGCUCUGAAAAAGUUUCAUUUGAAGACAUCUACUAUUCUUGUAUUACCCACUUUAUUUAACAUUGUGCAUAUUUAUCAAGGUUUCAUAUAGCAACCUUGAUGUCUUUCUAUUCCCUUAGGGAUUUGCCAGGCAGAAGCCAACCUUUUUACUGUAAAAUUAAUGCUGUGACUUUUUUUUCUAUGAUUGUUACAUAGAAUUGCAGAAUAAAAGGCUGUGACCCAGAGCUAGCUCACUUUAUCUUCUUAAUCUGACACUAUCUAAUCACUCUGAUUUGUACAUGAUACAGAAUUUGCUGAAUAUACAGGAUUGUGACUGCAGAUCAAUCUGUUUUAUUCCCACGAGGUGAUUGAUUUGCCUGAUUCCACGCUGUAUGGAUCCUUGGACAAUAGAAUACUGGUAUUCCUCGACUUACGACUACAACUGAGCCCAAAAUUUCUAUUGUUAGUGAGACAUUUGUUAAAUGGAUUUUGACCAAUUUUAUGACUUUUCUUGCUACAUUUGUUAAGUGAAAUCAUUGCACUUGUUAAAUUAGU